Molecule: messenger RNA, 7901 nt
Organism: Podarcis muralis (Common wall lizard)
Lineage: Eukaryota; Metazoa; Chordata; Lepidosauria; Squamata; Lacertidae
Gene: PTCH2
Product: patched 2
Biological process (GO): negative regulation of smoothened signaling pathway
Cellular component (GO): plasma membrane
Molecular function (GO): smoothened binding; hedgehog family protein binding; hedgehog receptor activity
Source: RefSeq, a predicted model, not a curated record
CCAAGCCAGGCCUUUGUUGGAUCUCGAAGGAGACUGUUUGUUCCAAAUGUUGGUGGGACGCGAUCCGAAGCGCACUGCACCGCCGGGCACCCGGGCGCCUCUCCUUUCGGGGGCUGUGUGAGCUUUCGACCGCCGUCUGCUGCCGCGAGUCGAAGGGGCCACGCUGGGAAGCGCCGAGGGCGCAUGGGGCGCGCUUGGAUGGCCUCGGAUUCGCCCCCAUAAUGUCCACAUGGGAUCCCCGCAGCAGCCACUCCUCUGAAGCCUCCGACCCCGCGCUUCUCCCCUCUGGAUUACCGCUCCCGGGAAGCCGCCUGCGCCCCUGCGCCUCCCGCCAGCACCGUCCUCGCUCGACCCUGGAGCAUGGCUUCGGAUCGGCCGGUCCCGGGGGCCGGGGGCUUCCGGGGAGAACUCCCGCCGUCUUACGCGGCGGCGGCCACGGCGGCGGCGGCCACUGCCAAUUCGGAUCUUCUCCGGAGACCCAGCUACUGCCACGCUGCCUUUGCCCUCAAACAGAUCUCCAAGGGUAAGGCUGUGGGCCAGAAAGCCCCGCUGUGGCUGCGGGCCCAGUUCCAGGCCCUGCUGUUUACACUGGGCUGUUGGAUCCAUCGUCACUGUGGCAAAGUACUUUUUGUGGGGCUGCUGGUCUUUGGGACGCUGGCUGUAGGGCUGCGAGUAGCCUCCAUAGAAACGGAUAUUGAGCAACUCUGGGUGGAAGAGGGCAGCCGUGUCAGCCAGGAGCUCCGGUACACAAAGGAAAAGCUAGGAGAAGAGUCUCUGUACACACCCCAGAUGCUGAUACAAACUCCCAAACGGGAAGGUGAAAACAUCCUGACCCCAGAGGCCUUGGGAAUGCAUCUUGAAGCUGCUCUGGCUGCAAGCAAAGUGCAAGUCUUACUUUACGGAAAGUCUUGGGAUCUCAACAAAAUAUGCUACAAGUCAGGUGUCCCCAUAAUUGAGAAUGGAAUGAUUGCACGGAUGAUCGAGAAGCUCUUUCCUUGUGUUAUCGUGACCCCACUGGACUGCUUUUGGGAUGGUGCCAAGCUGCAAGGGGGUUCCGCUUACCUCCCGGGCCGGCGCGAUAUCCAGUGGACUAACUUAGACCCCAUUCAACUGAUGGAGGAGUUGGGUCAGUUUGCCUCGCUGGAAGGAUUCAAGGAGAUGCUGGAUAAGGCAGAGGUUGGCCAGGCCUAUAUGGAGCGGCCUUGUCUUGACCCCUUUGACCCUGAGUGUCCUACAAGUGCCCCCAACAGCCAAAGCCGGCAGGAACCAGACAUCCCCUCAGAGCUCACAGGUGGCUGCCAUGGCUUCUCACGAAAAUACAUGCACUGGGAAGAGGAACUGAUCCUGGGUGGCACUGUGAAGGAUUCCCAGGGCAAACUGCAGGGAGCCGAAGCCCUACAAAGCAUGUUCCUGUUGAUGAGCCCACGACAGCUCUUUGAGCACUACCGGGAUGACUAUGAGAUACACGACAUCAGCUGGAGUGAGGAGAAGGCAGCUGCUGUGCUGGAGGCCUGGCAGCGGGAGUUUGUUGAGUUGGCCCAGGAAUCCCUCCCUGCAAAUUCCUCCCAGACUAUCCAUGCCUUCUCCACCACCACGCUCGAUGACAUCAUGAAAUCCUUCUCAGAUGUGAGCGCUAUCCGUGUGGCUGGCGGGUAUCUGCUGAUGCUGGCGUAUGCCUGUGUCACCAUGCUGCGUUGGGACUGUUCCAAAUCACAGGGUGCUGUGGGCCUGGCUGGGGUUCUUCUGGUUGCCCUUUCCGUGGCAGCAGGACUUGGACUGUGUUCUCUGCUAGGAAUCUCAUUCAAUGCAGCCACGACCCAGGUGCUGCCCUUUCUGGCACUGGGCAUUGGUGUGGAUGACAUGUUUUUGCUGGCACAUGCCUUCACAGAGACCAGCCAGCACGUUCCUGUCAAGGAGCGGACUGGGGAAUGCCUGCGCCGCAGUGGCACCAGUGUGGCACUCACCUCGGUCAAUAAUAUGAUUGCUUUCUUCAUGGCUGCUCUUGUGCCCAUCCCAGCACUACGUGCCUUCUCUCUACAGGCUGCUGUCGUGGUAGUGUUCAACUUUGCCAUGGUGCUUUUCAUUUUUCCUGCCAUCCUGAGUCUGGACCUUCACCGGCGUGAAAACAAGAGGCUCGAUAUUCUGUGCUGCUUCUACAGCCUCUGCUCCUCCCACGUCAUUCAGAUUCAGCCACAGGAAUACACGGAUGCAAAUGACAACCCCACGGCACCUGCUUUCCCGCAUGGACAUCCAGCACUGACUACCAGCACACGCAUCACCACUACGGUUCAGGCCUUCACCCAGUGCGAUCCCUCCGGGCGUCAUGUGGUCACCAUCUUACCACCCACCCAGCAUGUCUAUACCACCCCUUCCACUCUCCUGCCUGCCAACCCUUUGGGGUCACAAGUCUUCACCCCUGCCAGCUCCACCCGUGAUCUUCUGGCACAGCUGGAUGAAAACAAAAGUGCCCAGGAGUGUGUGCCGUUGCCCCUUUGUCAUUGGAACCUCUCCAGCUUUGCUCGCGACAAAUAUGCACCUAUCCUGCUGCAGAGCCAGACCAAGGGAAUUGUUGUAGUCCUGUUCCUGGCACUGCUGGGCCUGAGCCUCUACGGUACAACCAAGGUGCAUGAUGGACUCUACCUAACGGAUAUUUUACCACGAGGCACAAAGGAGCACGCCUUCAUUUCAGCUCAGUUCAAAUACUUCUCCUUCUAUAACAUGUUUGUGGUUACAAAGGGUGGCUUUGACUACCCCAGCUCACAGGAGGCCCUCUACAGCCUGCACCAGGCCUUCACCACCAUCCAGUAUGUUGUGCGUGAUGAGAACCGCCAGUUGCCGAAGAUGUGGCUGCACUACCUCCAGGACUGGCUGCGAGGUCUACAGGCAGCCUUUGACCGGGAUUGGGAAGCUGGGCAUAUCACCAAGGAGAAUUACCGCAAUGGAUCAGAAGAUGGUGCCCUGGCUUACAAGCUCCUCAUCCAGACAGGCAACAAGAAAGAACCCUUAAACCUCAAUCAACUGACAACUCGCCGCCUGGUGGAUGAGAAUGGGAUCAUUCCUCCUGACAUCUUCUACAUCUGUUUGACAGUGUGGGUGAGCAACGACCCUCUUGGCUUUGCUGCAUCUCAGGCCAACUUUUACCCACCACCCCCAGAAUGGAUCCACGACAAAUACGAUGCCACUGGCGAGAACCUCCGAAUCCCUGCUGCACAGCCUCUGGAGUUUGCUCAGUUCCCCUUCUACCUCAAUGGACUGCGGCAGACAUCUGACUUCGUGGCAGCCAUCGAGAGCGUGCGUGCUAUCUGUGACGAGGUGGCCCAGACGCAUGGUGUCCUCAGCUACCCUAGCGGCUACCCUUUCCUCUUCUGGGAGCAGUACAUUGGCCUUCGACACUGGCUUCUACAGGCCAUCAGUAUUGUGUUGGCCUGCACUUUUCUAGUGUGCACCCUGCUACUCCUCAAUCCUUGGACCGCCAGUAUCAUUGUAUUCGUUCUAGCUAUGAUGACAGUCGAGCUCUUUGGGAUCAUGGGCCUGAUGGGCAUCAAGCUGAGUGCCAUCCCAGUAGUCAUCCUCAUCGCCUCUGUGGGAAUUGGCGUGGAAUUCACCGUACAUGUGGCUCUGGGCUUUCUCACGGCCAUUGGCAACCGGAACCUGCGCACUACUGUGGCCCUAGAGCACAUGUUUGCCCCUGUGAUGGAUGGUGCUGUCUCCACGUUGCUUGGCCUCCUUAUGCUAGCUGGUUCAGAGUUCGAUUUCAUUCUGAGGUAUUUCUUUGCUGUGCUCACCAUCCUGACCAUUCUGGGACUGCUCAAUGGCUUGGUACUGCUGCCUGUCCUGCUGUCUAUCAUUGGACCACCUGCAGAGGUCACACCAGCAGAUAACGGUAGCCGCCUGCCGACACCGUCCCCUGUCCCCCCACCCAUCAGCCACCACAGCUUCUACGUACAGCGGCACGGUGGAGCCUUUGGUGACUCCUCAGACUCCGAGUACUAUUCAGAGAGCACAGGAGCAUCAGACACGGGUGAAGAUGACCGCAGCACCUACAUCAUCCCCCCAGCGCAAUCACAUAUCUUGGUCAAGGCCAGCAAAAGCCCCAGCUUCCCCAAAAUCACUGUGGUGAAAAGCUACAAGACCAGCCUAGAAUCGCCUCUGUCGUUGUGCAGCCCAGACUGGACCCAAACUGUGACCCCUGGAGGACAUUUGCCACCCACUGUCACAGAAGUCAAAGACGCUUCACAGCAGCAAGAGCAGCCAAACCACAAACAAAGGCCUCGGCUGGCUCAGACUGCCCAUCCCCCUCGGACCGACCCUACUGCCCACAGCACCAAAGUGCCGCCUCCUGCAUCUGGUGGCACCUUCACCACAGUUACAGCCACUGCCUCAGUGAUGCUGGCCUUGCACCCACCCCUGCCUGGCUCAUGCCGGGGCUACACACACGAGGGCUUUGAAUCUGAUGGACCUGAGGAGCCUCGUAAAGACGCACCCAACAGCUUGGAACUGCAGAGCCUAGACCAGAGGCACUAGCAUUUCACUUUUGCCAGGCCCAAGACCUUGGGUCUAGAACUCCUGCCUCAGGGAUGGGAUGUGCACAGUAUCCCUGGUGGGGUCAGGGGCCCAGAUUGUUCACACAUACACACACCGCAGACUGUGAAGCAGGAUGGAUACCUGGAAGCUCUUGCACUGUGUUUAAACAACUGUAGACAUAGACAGUGCCUUUGGGAACUGGAGCAAGAAGGCCAGAUGAGCUACUGCCGUGAAAAGGUUGAUGGGAGAAUCUCUCAGCACCUGGUACUCCACUUUCCCAUGUUUCUCUAGGUGUUAUCUGCCACCAAAAACAUGCUGGGUUUCUUGGUUACCAGGACUUCUGGCUUCAAAACAUCCCUAGUUUGCAUCCUUACAUUGGACUGUGAUAGCAUUGUGCCCACUCACCUGCAGACAGGGAAAGUUCCAAUCCCAUCGAACCUGGAAAAUGAAAGUGACAAUUCCCCAUAUGCUGUGUGAACCAUCUCAUGGCUGUCAUCGGGGCAGGGCGAGAGAAUUGCCCAAACACUGACCCUCCCAUGGAGAGAACAGGACUCAACUUGUGCGUGGGGAAACUCCUCCCACAUUGUGCUGCUAUUCUUUUAUUUUUAUUAAUAUUAAUAUUAUUAUUUUAAGCUGUAUAAAAAAAGAGUCACGAACCCUCCCCCUUAUAAUUAUAAUAAUUAUUUUUUAUUAUUUUUACAGCUCCCUCAUUAAAAAAAAAAAAAAGUGGCGUAUCCCUUUAAGGGGAAACACCAGGGUGAGGUGGUAAUGGAGAGAGGACCCCUGGGCGUGUGGAGUGGAGGGAGCAUGCAAUGGAGGGGCACAAUGUGUCUUAGCGCCUUCUAUGCAAGCUGUGUGGGAUGGGCUGCACUCUGCUCCUGCUUCCACCGGCAUGUCUGCCUAUGCCAGCAUUCGCCAUCUGGCUGUUCCAAACCCUUUAAAUUCCUCCCUGUCCUAUCCCACACUACAAAAACCUUUCUGCCCUAUUCUUUUUGCUUGCAUGCCUCUUUAUCAGUCCAAGGUAGCUCAUCACACAAGUGUCCCAUAAGUACUUCCUUUUAGAAUUUACAUUUUAAGCUUCAUCAUUUCCCAAGAAUAUCAGUGAGGAAUAAUUUGUGACUAACAGAAGAUGAGAAUCAUUCAGGGCAGGUUUUUGGGCCCUGCAGGACAUUUACCCCACACAGAUGGAGAUCAGAGCAGGGCUUUCUGGAAGAGCAGUUUAUAUGGGUUUAUGUUUUUUCUGCUUCCAUGUUUUAAGAGGUACUUCUCACAAGUGAGUUUGUAGUCUGAGACUGCUGCCUGAGUACAAAAAUGUAUGUGUACUGUGUUGGUUUACGAAGGAAGUGUUUCAAAUGGAAAUUUAAGCUUACUUUAAUAAGAAAGCUGGGCGACCUUGUGGUAAAUUCAGCCAUUCAUUGCCCUUGUUAAGGACAAUGUACCGUUUUGAGUUUUUCAACACAUGUUUUUCCUAUACUGAGAUUAUUAGCUUCCUGACCUGCAUACUUUCAGCACAAACAUUCAUGCUGCACCUUCACAACUGAUGGUGUACAGAACUUUCUCCCCAUCUCUUCACAAAUAUUUCUGUGUAGGAAAAAAAAUCAUGUGUAAAAUUAUCCUUUGAUUCUCUCCCACCUAAAAACAUCCCUAUGUAGUAAUCAGAGCAGAAAAUGUUCAACGGGAGAGACGAGUUGGGCAAAACAUUCCAUUUCCUGCCCAAAAGUAUGAGUGCUGUGGUUGCUUUUUCUGUUUCUGAAUGAUCUCUUUCCGGUUCAGCUUCUUUGGCUGAAAAACAAGAAAUGAACUGUCGCUUGGCAGCAGGAUUGGUUCUCAAGGACCAGUUCCAUUUCCAUCUGACAUGCUUGGUUUCCACAUAGCUAAGUCAAAAUUGCUUUAUGAAAUGUUUCAGUUUUUCCAUUCUGGUUCAGGACACAAAUCAGAAUUUUGCAGAAAAUUCAAAGUGCAGUUUUCUGGCCAGCUCUGCCCUAUGCAUCAAUCACAAAACAACAGCUCACAACCUAAAUCCUGAAACACAAUACUUUAAAAAAAAAAGUUAUUUUCUUUCUUUCUGACCUACUCUAAAGUAAAAAGAUGGCAGCUGGGGAAAAACUAUUCUGUUUGUUAGGAUUCUUGAGUGAUUUUGGAACCUGAUGGAUGUGCCACAGUUUUCAGCACACACACAUUUCUUUCAACAAGAUGCAAGGUUUGGGACCAAAUGUAUUUUUCACCUAAGACAGUGAAAUAACUUUAGGUACUCCCGAUUGCAGGUUUGGAGAUUUUGGGCUUCAGGAAGAGACCCCUCCAACUGCAGAAGUUGCUCAACAUCUUUCUGCACUGCAAUUAUAUACAGAAGUAGUUUGCCAGUUUCUCGGUGGCACUGACAUUUGUAGUGGAAUAACACUUUACAACUUUGUCUUUAGAAUGAGAUAAAUUAAGAAGUGCAGAUGUCUUCUAGCUGUUCUUUGCCAACAUGGAGUUGUCCCUUGGGGGCUCUGUGUGAAAUUCUGACCCACUUGGGCAUAAAAUUGUGUGUAGUUUUUGGGCACAGAGACUGACGCACCAUAGCUUACUUGUGUGAGAUAGCAGGGCUGAUUCACCUUUGAAUCCACUUCCUCAGUGACAUUCUUCCUUCUCAACCGCAGGCACUUUAUAUUCCCCCUCCCUUUCGCCCAAUAACUGCUGUAAUUAUAUCCCCCAAAGUAUGCCGGAUUGCCUAUUCACUUCUUGCUGCCAAGGGAGUUUCUGCUGAGAUUUUCACAUUUUGGUUGUGUGAACCCCCUUAGCAGCUUCAAUAGGAUUGGGCCUUCUAUUAAAGUGGAUUAAUUCAGUUGAUUUAAAACUAAGAACUGCUUCUAGAAUCUGGAGAGAAUUCCCUGCACACAGAAACUUGCCAUGUGGCAGAGAUUCCUCUGACCAUUUAGAUUUGUCCUGUUUUCUCACCACGAAACUAUUUAGACCAGAAACCACUGUCAAAGGUAGAACCUAGCAACAUUUGACAUGUAUGCCCCACUUCUCCCGCUCUCCUUUCCACCCACCCACUGCUUAAAAAACUGCUAAGUGCUUCUAGCUAACUCACAAUAGAAAUUGUGUUUCUCCUCCCCCCCCGUGCCCCGCCCCCGCCAACAAGUCUGUGACCAGCAAAGCACAGGAAACGGUGGAAAGGGGGACACAUUGUGUGUGCAUGUGUGUAUCUGUGUGCGCGUGUGCAUGUGAGUAUGUAGCAGGUGUGCUGGAGACCUUUUAACCUGAAAUGUUGUCAUGCCAUAUAAAUUAUUUAUAUGAAAAGAAAAAAGAUUUAUUUUUGUAGUUUGUACAGACCUCUAGCCUUGCAAUGGAAGUUUUUAUUUUUAAAAGUAAAUAUAUAUUAUAUAUAAACCUAU